Messenger RNA from Emiliania huxleyi CCMP1516, 893 nucleotides. RefSeq lists its product as hypothetical. The annotation marks the transcript as partial. The transcript has 3 exons. Lineage: Eukaryota; Haptophyta; Isochrysidales; Noelaerhabdaceae. Gene Ontology annotation, molecular function: protein binding. The record is from RefSeq and is a predicted model, not a curated record.
GAUGCUGCGGCGGAGGACGUGCUGCUUGGCCUUGCUGCUACUCGGCGCGGCGCUCACGGGGGCCGCCGCCGAGGAGGCUGCGGCGGAGGGCGCCGCCGGCGCCGAGGCCACGCCGACGCCUGACGCCGCCGCCGCCGAGGCGGAGCCCGAGGAGACCCAGAUCGUGCUGAACUGCGACGACGCUGAGCUGCUCGAGCCGCUCACGACGUGGAGCCCGGACUGCGUGGCGCAGUGGGCGGAGAACAUGGGGUACCCGCAGCUGAAGGCCGCCUUCCUGGGCAACAAGCUGACCGGGAAGGGCCUCGAGGCGCUCUCGCUCGAGACGCUCGAGAAGGAGUACGGCGUGGCGGACGAGCACGACCGGAAGACUCUCGCCUACACGGUCAAGGACAUGCUGCGCAAGGACAACUACAGAGGCAACACUAACGACUGGCAGAACUUCCUGCUGUGGCUCCUCCCAAUGCUCGGCGUCGGCAAGUGGCUGUCAAUGAAGUAUGAGAAGCAGCUGGCCAAGCUGAUGAAGAAGUACCGCAAGUGGCAGGAGGCGCGUGCGCCGCCCAAGCCGCUGAACUCGGAGCCGGUUCCGGAGGGAGAGACAAACGACUGGAUCGACGGCAUCAACGCGGACGUCGGCACCGACAAGCCCAAAUCGGUCAAGAAGCGCACCAAGAAGGCCACGUGAGCGCGUAUGGGCGGAGGGGCGAGUUGUCCGCGGCGCUGGGAUGCGACCGCGCGAGGCGGCGGCGGCGGCGGCCACCGCGCACGAUACAACACAACGCGCGACGGGCCGCUGCCACCCGUGUCACGAUCGCUGUUGGCUUUGCAACCCAGGCCCCUAGUCGGGGUGCCACAUGUAAGGUGGUCUGUUGUUGCUCGAAAAUUAAUUUCUUUUU